Messenger RNA from Cottoperca gobio, 1672 nucleotides. RefSeq names its product G patch domain and KOW motifs (gene gpkow). The transcript has 11 exons. The coding region runs from base 33 to 1565 and encodes 510 amino acids. Gene Ontology annotation, biological process: mRNA splicing, via spliceosome. Gene Ontology annotation, cellular component: spliceosomal complex. The record is from RefSeq and is a predicted model, not a curated record. Gene Ontology annotation, molecular function: nucleic acid binding. NCBI's taxonomy places the organism in Eukaryota, Metazoa, Chordata, Actinopteri, Perciformes, Bovichtidae.
UCUCAUCUACUUUCCUUUGGUUACAAACAAUAAUGGCGUCGCAAGGGGAAGAUGUUCCUGAGGACCAAGUGGAGAGAAAACCCGCGCCGCUGUCGUUUGGUUUUACUAAAACAGUUAGCAAAUUCAAACCUGCGACUGUCGACGGUGUGAUCAAGAAAGAUGACAGAGAUUUCUUGACCGGAAUUGACGGAAAAGAAUUACAAAGUACAAAACCAUCUGACAAGCCCAAAGAGCUCAUCAUCCCUCUGAUCCAGAAGAACCGCUGGCACAGGCCGGACCGAGCCGCUCCGAGCGAGCCCAGUGUGGUCAGUGGGGGCAAAACACAAGAAGCCCCCCCAGAAAACGACUCUGUGGAGUCUCAGGCUGUCAAAGAACUCAUCGAAGACUCCCGGAGGCAGCUGGAGCAGUGGCAGAAUGGCUCUCAGUCAGACAGCAACCUGAACCUCGCCAUCCCCCUGCUGAUGCAAAACAAAGUACCUGACGGCUUUGAGGAUGGAGACCAUGUGAAGGUGGAUCUACGGCCUGAAUCUUCGACAGAGGCAGAUUAUGACACUGUUCCUGUUGAGGCGUAUGGAAUCGCGAUGCUUAAAGGGAUGGGCUGGAACAAAGAGGAAGGCAUCGGACGCACCUUUAAACAGCACGUGAAGCCCAUUGAAAACCAGAUCCGUCCCAAAGGUCUGGGUCUGGGAGCCGAUCGUUCAGCCAUAAAGGACCUGGAGCCCAGCAGACACAAGCGUCCCCCCAAGCCCGGCGAGGAGCGAGAGAAGGAGGAGGAGCUGGUGAUGGGUGCAGGCGGCUGCGUGCUGGUGGAGUCGGGGGCGCAUAAAGAGCUGUACGGAAAGAUUGAAGGCGUUGAUGCCGACAACGCUCGAGUUGUGGUGAAGCUGGCUAUCGGCGGCAGGUCUGCGACGAUCAGCCAGUACGCUAUUAAACUGGUUGGAAGAAAGGAAUACGACAAAAACUGCAAAGACCUCACUCGCCUCAGUCGAGCCCACAAAGACAAGGAGCGAGAGAAGGAGCGAGAGCGAGAGAAGGAGCAACAGAGACGGGACGAGAAAGAGAGCCGCAGUAAUGGUGACGAAGUCAAACACAAGUCUUCAGAACGAGAUGGAGGCAAAGACGAGAGGAAGAGGAAACACAGAGAAUCAAGUCAAGACAGAGACAAGCCUCCAGUGAAGGAGGCCAGGAGACCCCCGGCCCCCCCGUCCUGGCUCCAGAGAGACUUGAAAGUUCGCUUCAUAGACAAAUCUUUCAAAGGGGGAAAGUACUACAACUCAAAGAUGCGAGUGGAAGACGUCCUCUCACCGCUCACCUGUGUGUGCAGAACUGAGGAGGGAAGACUGUUAGACGAUGUGAAGCAGGACAUGCUGGAGACAAUAAUCCCAAAGCGCGACUCCGAUGCUGUAAUGGUCGUACUGGGCGAGCACCGAGGACAGGUGGGACGUAUUCUCCAGCGGGACAAGAACAAGUGCAGAGCGAUGGUCCAGCUGGAGCGGCACGAGGAGCAGGUGUUCACUCUGGAUUAUGACAUCAUCUGUCACUACGUAGGAGACACAGACCAGUGACUCGGACGCUCCCUGAUCUUUAUCAUCCCAUCGCAAAUGUUUGUCAUACUCAGAAAAUAAUGAAUUUUAAAACACUGCAAUUUUGUAAUAAAACAUUGUCAAGAAGU